Molecule: messenger RNA, 459 nt
Organism: Mytilinidion resinicola
Lineage: Eukaryota; Fungi; Ascomycota; Dothideomycetes; Mytilinidiales; Mytilinidiaceae
Exons: 2
Coding region: 1-459 (152 amino acids)
Source: RefSeq, a predicted model, not a curated record
AUGUCGGACAUAAAUUCAGAGACUGGAACCUAUCGAUCGAACAUAGAUGAUGGGGAGAGAACCAUACUAGGCGCGAACGCAGACUGCCGAACAGAGUCAGUGGCAACAGACGCUCCAAGGACCAUCACGUCGGGCAAAGCCUCGGACACUCCAACCAUGACCGCAGUAUCGGACCCCACCAAAGACGCUCACUUCAUCUGGUUCACGACGAAAGAGAUCCUGAGUAACGCCUACUUCUGUCUGCCAAUGGGGAAAUUCGUGGUCGGCAUCGGCUGUGACAGAAACCCAAACUGCGACCCAGCGCAAAAGUGGGUGGCGUGCCUCAGAGAAAUGGAAACUGGAAAGUUGGUUUCGAAGGAGCAUGGGCGACAUAAACGAGAGGCUUUGAUGGAACUGCUGACGCAGGUACGAGGCUCAGUACUUACUGCGGCGGGGAAAUUGAAGGAGGGAAGUCUAUGA